This is a messenger RNA of Syzygium oleosum, 1571 nucleotides long. Its product is annotated as protein RETICULATA-RELATED 4, chloroplastic-like. The record is from RefSeq and is a predicted model, not a curated record. The transcript has 9 exons. Bases 53 to 1420 code for a protein of 455 amino acids. NCBI's taxonomy places the organism in Eukaryota, Viridiplantae, Streptophyta, Magnoliopsida, Myrtales, Myrtaceae.
UCGUCUUCUUCCUUGAAAAGUCAUCGGACGUGGGACCACUACACAGAAACAAAUGGCCACAAUUUUGCUCUGCCACUCAUUUUCAUGCCUCUCAUCACUUCAUCAGUCAGUCAUUACUACUGUACAGCUCUCUCUCUCUCUCUCUCUCUCUCUCUCUCUCCCUCUGUCUCUGGAAGUGUUUUGUGUUGGUUUGUGUUUGUGUGAUUCUCUGUCUCCGUCUCAGAAAAACCCAGACUCAGCAAGAAACAUGGCUUUUGCCAUUUUCUCGUUAAGCCUCUCUCCACACUCUCCCGCUCUCUCGUUUACAGCUCAUAACCACCACCACGGCCCCCACUCUCAUGACAGUCCCUCUCACAGCUUCAUGAUCGUGACACGCCGUGUGAGCUCUAGACCGUUGGUCUCUACUUCCCCUGCACAUCAUUCCUCUGCCAUCCCCCGUGGCCGCUGCUUCUCACCUAUUCUCUACUCUGGUGGCGGGGGUGGCCCCGGUGGCAGUGGCGGAGGCGGAAAAGGAGGUGGCGGUGGAGGAGACGGUGGCGAUGGCUCUGGGUCCCGCAACAGAAUCGAGGCUCUCCUUGCUUUAGCUGAGGUUUCGAGGACAUUGGACAGCAUCCCCAAGGACUUGGCCACAGCAAUACAGGCGGGGAAGGUGCCGGCAGCAGUGGUGGAGAGGUACUUGGAGCUUGAGAAGUCAGCGGUGUUCCGGUGGUUGCUUCAGUUUGGAGGAUUUAGGGAGAGGCUACUUGCUGAUGAUCUGUUCUUGGCCAAGGUUGCAAUGGAGUGUGGUGUUGGCAUCUUCACCAAGAGUGCUGCAGAGUUGGAGCGGCGAAGAGAAAAGUUUACAAAGGAGCUGGAUUUUGUUUUCGCUGAUGUGGUGAUGGCCAUUAUAGCAGAUUUUAUGCUGGUCUGGCUUCCUGCUCCCACCGUUUCUCUCCGACCCCCCCUCGCUGUCAAUGCUGGAGCACUUUCUACGUUCUUCUAUGGCUGUCCUGAUAAUGCUUUUCAGGUUGCUCUGGCUGGUAGCUCUUACUCAUUGUUGCAGAGAAUAGGUGCAAUUCUGCGUAAUGGGGCCAAGCUUUUCAUAGUCGGGACUGGUGCAUCUUUGAUUGGUACAGGUUUGACAAAUGUGUUGAUAAAUACAAGAAAGCUUUUCGAUAAAACCUUUGCGGUUGAGGCAGAGGAUGUGCCUGUCCUCUCCACCAGUGUUGCAUACGGAGUAUACAUGGCAGUUUCUAGCAAUUUAAGAUAUCAGGUCCUGGCUGGAGUUAUAGAACAGAGAAUCCUAGAGCCCUUGCUACACCAGCACAAGAUCAUUCUCAGUGCGUUAUGCUUCGCUGUUCGAACUGGCAAUACAUUCUUGGGUUCAUUGAUGUGGGUGGAUUAUGCGCGAUGGAUAGGAAUUCAAAAGAUUCGAGAAUAAUACAUUGUUAGACAUUCAGCUUCCAUUUCACCAGCAAAUUGUAAUUCUGGAAUGUGCAUAUGUAAGAUUACCUGUGCAAGAAUAAACCUAUCAGUGUAUGACGCAUUCAUGAGAAGAAAAAAUAUAUUGGGAUGUGGUUUUAUUUGUGCUC